Molecule: messenger RNA, 2688 nt
Organism: Tinamus guttatus (white-throated tinamou)
Lineage: Eukaryota; Metazoa; Chordata; Aves; Tinamiformes; Tinamidae
Source: RefSeq, a predicted model, not a curated record
AUGGGCAUCCCCCUCACAGGCACUACACCCUUGGGCAGGCGUUUGCCUCAGCCUUUCUCCCCUGUCAACUCCUGUAGCUGCCGCUAUGCACGCAUCCAGCUCUCCAGCCCUCCAUCCACCAUCCCUCCAUCCCUCCACCCAUCCACCCCAUAUCCACCCGCCGCACGGGGCGCGGGAGCACGCGGCCGCCAGAGGACAAUAGGCGCGAACAAUGGGGCGCGAGCGGGCGGGAACAAUGGGGCGCGCUGCCUGGGAGCGCGCGGGGGGGUGUCCGGAUAUCCAAAGGGAGAGGGGGCCGGAUACGCCCCGCUGAAUCCCGCGCGGGGCCUCGGCGCCACCCGAGCUCUGCGCGUGGAGGCUGUGGCGCCCAAGGAGCGUCCUGGGGACGCGCUCCCGGCGCCGCUCCCGGGCUACCCCACUGAAUUCCCCAAGGGAAUGAGGGCAGCUAGUGAGUACCGGCUACGGGGCGGCAACCGUUUUGCAAAUAAAGGGAUUUGUGAGCCUGUAGGGCCGCGUUACACCGGAUUUAUCGAGCAGAGUAAAGCGCGAUUUAGGCUACAGACUGGGAGCGACGCGUUUCGUUCAGAUGUGAACUGUCCGCCCUGGCGGAUGUUCCCGCGGGCUGCUCCACUAGAUUCUGCGAAUACUCAUCAGCAAAAGGAUGUCAAAGAUCACAAAGGGAAAAAGAGAACAAAUAAAUCAACAUUUAGUAAAGAAGAUAAAGAAGGUAUAAUGAAACAAGCCCUGCUAGACCAGCAUAACCCUGGGAGAAAUGCCACGUAUGUCCAAUAUCGAGACUUGCUGAAUAAGAAAGUUCAAAACCAGAGAAUUCAGAUUCAAAUGUCUGAUUGUAGGCUCAAACAAAAUCUUGAACAGCAAAGAAGAAAAAAGUGUAUCCGUGGACACCAAGUGCCAUACUGCAAAUUGUCUCACGAUGCUAAGUACCUCGAGUCUAUUCCUCAGUCCUGUAAUUACCUGAUAAUAGGACUGCAGAAUGAACUAAUCAGACAGGGGGUCUUAAAGAACCAACAGGACUGUGAAGACUUUUGGAAACUGAUUCCCCAGAGCAGUCCCAGUUCACAGCUCAAAGAAAAGCUUGAGGACAUCAAAUCAAAGAUGAUUGCUUCCAAACGUUUGCCUCCCCGUACCUGUCUAAGAACUGAUACAGCAGAGCCAACUGAUGUUUUUCGAAGUCGGAAACAUGAGAAACUGAAAAAAAACUCAGCCAAUGUGACAGGAUCAGUGUGCUGCCAACCUCCACUUCAUCAUCCAAGUAAACACACAAAGUCCCCAAAAGAAACUGAGCAAAUAUUUCCUAAGCUGCAAUUUUCUAGGCUCUCUGAAUUGCAGAAAAGACCUGAAGAGUUGGUCCAAACUGAGGAGGAGAACAGAAUUCCUAAAAGGAGUAAGACUUAUUUCCAAUACAGGAAGCAUCUUUUUUACUUGCAUCAUAUAUAUCAUCUUGCCUUUCUUAAUAUGGCAUCAUCUAAGAGACGGCUGGAGCAAAACAACCAGUUUGCAGCUAUUGAAAAUGAACACAGUGUCCGCGAUCUGAUGAAUUAUUUAUUUCCAAGUGAACACAAAUCACCAUGUGCCAUUGACAGAGAGACGGAGGAAAACACAUUUCCAAACUUGGCAGGAAGGAAGCAGCAAGAACAUGGUUGCAAAAGAUCCUCCAAAGCACGUAGCGCGGCUCGGAGCCGUCGUGGCUGCGCGUGUCGGCGGCUUUCCUGGGUGAAGCCUCUCCCUAGACGAGCGACAGGGCACAAAUUUGAGCCUCUUGUAACGGACCGGGCUCUUGCCGAGAUUGGGAGACAACGGCAGGAACUGAGUGCGGACAAGCAGGCUGAGAUCAUGCUGAACUCCCUGCACAAGUACGAGCCCAGGAUUCACAUCGUCCGAGUGGGUGGCCCGCAGCGGAUGAUCACCAGCCAUUCCUUCCCGGAGACACAGUUUAUAGCGGUGACAGCAUACCAGAAUGAGGAGAUCACAGCUUUAAAAAUUAAAUACAAUCCAUUUGCGAAGGCAUUUCUUGAUGCAAAAGAAAGAAGCGAUCACAAAGACAUGAUGGAGGAAGUGGGAGACAACCAACAGUCUGGAUAUUCCCAAUUAGGCAGUUGGCUGAUUCCUGGGAGCGGGGCUCUGUGCCCCCCUGCCAACCCUCACGCUCAGUUUGGAGCCCCGCUGUCGCUCUCCCCUGCUCAUGGCUGUGAGAGGUACUCAUCGCUGAGGAACCACCGCUCGGCCCCCUACCCCAGCCCCUACACCCAUCGGAACAACUCACCAACAGCCUAUACCGACAAUUCCUCUGCCUGCCUUUCCAUGCUCCAGUCCCAUGACAACUGGUCCAGUCUAGGAGUUCCCACACACACGGCUAUGCUGCCCAUGAGUCACAGCACUGGCACAGCUACCAGCUCCAGUCAGUACCCCAACUUGUGGUCCGUGAGUAACAGCACCAUCACGCCGGUGUCGCAGUCGAGCGCGAUGUCGAGCGGCCUGAGCCCGCAGUUCCUGCGGGGCUCCCCAGCGCACUCCACGGCCCUCCCUCACGCGGCGGCCGCCGCCGCCUCCGCGUCGCCGCUCUACGACGGCGGCGCCGGCUCGGACCUCCCCGACAGCCAGUACGAGGCCUCCGCGCACGCGAGGCUGGCGUCCACGUGGACACCCGUCACCCCGCCGUCCAUGUAG